GAAGUGGCACUGCUUCCCACGACGGUGAGCAUAGUUUAGUCGCUUCAGUACUGGCUCCACUUGGGUGAGGACGAGGAGGCGGGUGCCGCGCCUGUGGCCUCGCCAUGUGCUCCCUCCGACUCCUCUCUUCCUCGGGUCAACUUCUUCAGGUCUCUUGGCUGAAACCACCUUCCUGGCUCACAUUAAACUGUAAAGAUGGGGUGUGGCCCAUCAAUCCCCAAGAAGUACACGAUAGGCGGCAAGGGGCGAAAGCGAAGGAGCAUCAUUCAGGAGGUUGCAGUAUUCGUGCCUACUGUCCGCAUACCAGUUGCUUCUGACAUAGUCCAUCCGCUCAGGGGGGUGGUUUCUAAGGAUCUUGUCGACCGCCUCUCCUCACUCCGUGCUCAUGUGGUAGAACUGGCCAAAGAAAUCUAUUAUGCGGAUGUAUCAGCUGUUUCAGAGUUGCAACAUGCACUGGAGGAGUACUUGCCAGUAGUUCUUGGUCUAACAAUGAAAGAGAGCCGCCUUGAAUCAUCUGUACAAUUCAGAUGGAAGACCUUAGAUGAUGAUCAGGAGUGUUGUUUGGCCAGUGCAUGGUAUGAGGUGCUGUCGGUCGUCCACAUGAUGGCGAUGCUUGCAUUAUUUGAGGCCAAUCUAACACUCAUUCCGAAAAACGGUCAAGUUGGCGGUGAAAGGAAGGUAUCAGAAGAUGCAAAGAAGGAUGUUGUUGAUUCAUUGCUCAGGGCAUCAGGAUGCUUAGACUACUCUGUGCAUCGCAUACUUGUUCAGAUACCUGCACAAGUCAAGAAGAGCUUUCCUACUUACUUGCAGGAAGGUAUGCUUGAGGCCAUCUCAAUUCAGGCAUUGGCUCAGUGUGUGGAAAUACAGCUUGGCCUGGCUUCUGAAUGUGAAAAGGCAACACUGUCAGUAAAGAGGAGGCUAGCCUGUGAGCAAGUCAGUUAUUUUUCUCAGGCUCACUAUUGUCUGUCAGGAUGCGAUACAAGUGACUCAUAUGGAAAGAAGCUUCUGUUGUUCCUGAAGUGGAAAUGCAUGGAGGCCAAGGCUGUAGCAUAUUAUUACCAUGGUCUCGUACUUGACAAGGGCGGUGAACCGGCCAGCCAUAUCAGCGCAGUCUGUUGCCUCUCUGCAGCUGAUGACCUUCUCUCAGAGGGCAAGAGGGCUUGCUUGAGUUUCUGUUUGGCAAAUCCUGUCACAAGGGUACCACCUCCAUGGGGUGUCAUGAAGAACAUGCACAAGAAAAUUCCAGAUGUUGCGUACAAGAAGUUCCAAGUAUAUGGGCAUCUGUUUGAGAAAGACAAGAAUAGCGCACUUCAAUCGAUUCCUGAUCUACCAGAGUUUGCCCUGUCACUGAGACCGGAAGGGUACGAGUUGCCAAGCACUGAUUCAAUCUGGGAGAAUGUUAAUGGCCAACCUCAAAUUCAGAGCCUGAAGGAGCAUCUGAUCGAUGAUGAAGACGAAGUAGAUACUAAGUGAUACUAGCCACAAUUCCAUAUGCUUCCUCCCAUUGUACUGCAAAAAGUAGAAGAAGUUCUAGUCUAGACUUCAAAAAUGCUCAGUCCAAAAUGUUUUGGAUUCAGCAUAUGCCACAACCACAAAAAAGGAUCGCAAUCUCUUUCUGUAUAAUCGCAAGUAUUUACCAUAUGAUAUAGUAAAGCCUUCUUGUGUAAUAGAAUCACAAAUAAAUAGGAAAGAAUAGUGUCUCUUACUGUCA
This is a messenger RNA of Panicum virgatum (switchgrass), 1711 nucleotides long. RefSeq lists its product as uncharacterized. The record is from RefSeq and is a predicted model, not a curated record. The transcript has 13 exons. Bases 196 to 1473 code for a protein of 425 amino acids. Lineage: Eukaryota; Viridiplantae; Streptophyta; Magnoliopsida; Poales; Poaceae.